AUGGCAGGCAAACGCAUCGUCUUCACCGGCGGCUCAGGCAAAGCCGGCCGCCACGUAAUCCCCUACCUCCUCGCCCAAGGCUACCAAGUCCUCAACGUCGACCUCACCGACUUCCCCGACCCCAGCGCGGGCGUCUUCACCCUCAAAGCCGACCUGACCGACAGCGGCCAAGUCUUCAACGCGCUGACCUCGCACUACGGCUUCAAGGACUACGAGGGCCCUCACAACGCCAGCCCUCCAGAUGCGGUCAUUCACUUCGCCGCGUAUGCCAGGAACAUGCUCGUGCCGGACAACGAAUGCUACCGUGGUAACACGACGAGUACAUACAACGUCAUCGAAGCCGCCUGCAAACUCGGCGUGCGCAAGAUAAUCAUCGCGUCGUCAGAAACAACCUACGAAGUCUGCUUCGGCCAGGGCGAUCUCGACUACACCUCCUUCCCACUCGACGAAACCCACGACGUGAAUCCCAUGGACACUUACGCCAUCAGCAAACUCUGCGGCGAGAGGGUAGCCAGGGGCUUCGCGCGCCGCUUCGACGCAGACAUCUACGCGCUCAGAAUAGGCAAUGUCGUCGAGCCGCAUGAGUAUGAGAGAGAUUUCCCCGCGUAUAUCAAGAAUCCCGCCAUGCGCAAGAGGAAUGCGUGGAGUUAUAUCGACGCGCGGGACUUGGGGCAGAUAUGCCAUUUGUGUGUGCAAAAGGACGGGUUGGGGUUUCAAGUCUUCAACGCGACCAACGACACCAUCACUGCGACGUUUCCAACGCGCCAGUUCUUGGAGCAGUUUGCGCCGAAUAGUCCCGUGACGCGGGAGAUGGGGGAGUGGGAGGCGCCGCUGAGUAAUCGGAAGAUUAAGGAGGUGCUUGGGUUCAAAGAGGAACAUGAUUGGAGAAAGUAUUAUAAUCCUGACGCGUAA
This is a messenger RNA of Parastagonospora nodorum SN15, 912 nucleotides long. RefSeq lists its product as hypothetical. The record is from RefSeq and is a predicted model, not a curated record. NCBI's taxonomy places the organism in Eukaryota, Fungi, Ascomycota, Dothideomycetes, Pleosporales, Phaeosphaeriaceae. Bases 1 to 912 code for a protein of 303 amino acids. The transcript has 2 exons.